ACCAUCAGCCACGAGGGGCAGCAGCGCACCCACGUCACGGCCACUUUCCUGAUUCGACCACGCGACAUCUCCCCAACCGUCGCUUGACACGUCGGGUCGCUGCUUUGCUGCUGAGCGGACUCACUCUCCUUUCUCUCUGCAACCUCACCCUACGAACCCGAGCCCGAGCCCGAGCCCGAUCUUCCCGCCGAAGGCCUCGAGAGCCCCUCCCUACCUAGCCAACCCCGUUCCGAAGACGUCGGCGAACGACUGCUUCCACGACGACAGCAAGAGCACCGACACGGCACGACAACGACGCAUACAUUGACUCUGCUGGGCCUUGCUGGUAUCGUCGCGGCGCGCGACACGCAACCUCUCCCACCGAUGUUGUCUAUCUAAUCAUUCGACCUCGAACACUCUCCCUACCCAACGAUUCCCCGGCCCGGGAUACGGCCUGCCCGCCGCCGUCAUGUUGGAGGGUCUUGUCGCCGGGUUGCUUAACCGCUUCCUUGGCAUGUACGUCAAGAACUUCGACCCGACGCAGCUCAAGGUCGGCAUCUGGUCUGGCGAUGUCAAGCUCCGCAACCUGGAGCUGCGUCGAGAGGCCCUCGAUCAGCUCAAGCUGCCUAUCAAUGUCAUGGAGGGCCACCUCGGCGAGCUGACCCUCGUCAUUCCUUGGUCCAACCUGCGCGGCGCCCCGGUCAAGGUCUUCAUUGAGGACGUCUUUCUGCUCGCGAGCCCCAAAGAAGAAGCCGAGUACGACCAGGACGAAGAGGAGCGGCGGAGACAGCGUCUCAAGAUGGAGAAGCUUGACAGCGCCGAGCUGCUUAAGGAACGCAACCGCGAAGGCAUGAGCCAAGAAGAGCAGCAGAAGAACCAGAGUUUCACCCAAAGCCUAGUCACCAAGGUCGUCGACAAUCUUCAAGUUACGGUCAAGAACAUUCACAUCCGCUACGAGGAUUCCAUAUCUGCCCCUGGGCAUCCGUUCGCCCUUGGCUUCACGCUUGAGGAGUUUAGCGCGGUCAGCACCGACGGCCAGUGGAAGCCAACCUUCAUCCAGGAUAGCAGCAAUGUUACGCACAAGCUCGCAACCUUGGGUGCGCUCGCCGUAUAUUGGAACACCGACUCGGAACUGUUCGGCACUGGACGCGAGGCAGAAUCCUCGGCGACGGAGCCCAUGGAGCACCACGAGAUGGUGGAAAGGUUCCGCAGCAUGGUGGGUAAGGCCAACGCCGCCACCUCGCACCACCAAUUCAUCCUCAAGCCCGUCAGCGGUCAAGCCAAGAUUGAGCUCGACAAAUCGGGCGAUAUCCACGCACCCAAGUUUAAAGCCAACUUGUUGUUCGAGGAGAUUGGUCUCGUGCUCGAUGACGACCAGUAUCGCGAUGCGCUCAUGAUGGUGGACCUGUUUCACUAUUUUAUCCGACACCAAGAAUACAAAGGCCUCCAGCCAAAGGGGGUGCGACCCAAGGAAGACCCGAGGGCCUGGUUUCAGUUCGCCGGAAAUGCAGUACUGGGAAAGAUACACGAGCGGAACCGCAAGUGGUCCUGGGAAUUCUUCCGCGAACGACGAGACGACCGAAACCGGUAUAUCGAGCUGUUCAAGAAGAAGAAGCAACAGCAAAGCCUUUCGACACAGGAGAACGAAGAUCUUGGCAACCUGGAGUGGAAGCUUGACUACGAGGAUUUGCGUUUCUGGCGCUCCCUCGCCCGUAAUCAGCUGAAGAAGGAGAACGCAGCGGCGUUGAAGAAGCAGUCCGCGCAACCAGAGCAACAAGGAUGGCUUUCCUGGAUGUGGGGUUCCAAACCGCAAGGCAAAAUCGAGGAAAACGAGGAAAACACGCAGAUGACUGAAGAACAGCGAAAGGAGCUAUAUGAUAUGAUUGACUGGGACGAAAAGACGGCGCUGGCCGAGGCUGUCGACGUCCCUCGUGAGGCGGUCAAGUUGUGCAUCGAAACGUCGCUUAGUACCGGAAGCUUCACGCUCAGGCAAAGCCCACACGGAGAUGCCCGCGAUCUCUUGAGCCUGCAUUUCGACGUUUUCAAAGCCAAGGCGCUUCAAAGAAAGGACUCACUGCUCGCCAAUGUCAGUCUCGGAGGGCUUCGAGUCAACGACGGCACGACUGCCGAUAGCCUAUAUCCCGAGAUUGUCCGUGUCAAAGACGCCCCAUCGACAAAGCAACGCAAGCGCCUGUCUCUAGUGGAGCUGGAGAAGGACGAUGAAGAGCCCUUCUUCCAGUUCGAGGUCGAGAAGAAUCCGAUUGAGCGUGAGGGAGACAUCGCCGUCGUUGGCAAGCUCAAGCCCCUCGAAGUGGUGUGGAAUCCAAACUUCGUGGUCGGCAUUGUUGAUUUCUUCAGACCGCCCGAGCGGCACAUGGAAUCGAUCACGGCCCUGAUGGAAACGGCCGGCGCCACUGUCGAGGGCAUUCGUGAACAGACGCGGGCUGGUCUGGAGUUUGCAUUGGAGGAGCACAAGACGAUCAAUGCUGAACUUGAUCUACAAGCUCCUCUGAUUAUCGUGCCCGUCAGCAUAACAACUCAGGAAUCUACCUGCCUGAUUGUAGACGCUGGUCACAUCCACCUCAACAGCCAAUUGGUCGAUCACGACACGAUGAAGGAAAUUCAGUCCAAGCAACGUCAGUCUUACAGCGAAGAAGACUUCAAACGGCUCGAGUCUGUAAUGUACGACAAAUUCAUCGUCAAACUCACGUCGACUCAGGUCCUUAUUGGCCCGUCCAUUCAGGAGACCAAGCGGCAGCUCGACCGAACUACAACGGGCUCGCAAUUUCACGUGGUUGAGCAAAUCAACGUUGACUUUGUGGUAGAGACGUCAAUCCUGCCAAAGGCACCAAAUCUGACCAAGUUCAAAGUCUCAGGGCAUCUUCCAAUGCUUCACGCAAGUGUUUCAGACUCCAAGUACAAGAAUUUGAUGAGAAUCAUUGACGUGGCCAUACCGAAGCUCUCAAAGCAAGAUCAGUUGGAACUCGCAGUACAAGAGCAGCCGAAGCAGCCGCAACGCCCUCGGCCCGUGAGCAGCGCAUCGAACAGGUCCCGCAGAAAGUCUCAGCGCGAUCGCAGGCAGUCAACCGCCUUUCCAUUUAUGCAGCCGCAAACUGCUGUCAUCCUCGAUGAUAUGGACGAGGAUGAGGACGACUUCGAGGACGCCACAGACGGCGUGGAUGGUCAGAAUCUCAAGAUUCACCAGCGCAGUUUUGAAUUCAACUUCAAGGUCGAUACGCUGAAAGGCUCGCUCUAUCGGAGUGACCCAGACAGGAAGAAGCCAGACACGCUAUUGGUAGAGUUGAUCGCCGAGCGUUUUGACUUGGCCUUCUACACGCGGCCGUUUGAUAUAGCUGCUGAGGUAUCUCUCGGCUCUGUGACGGUAGAAGACUUUGUCGACAAUCCCCCGGACGAGUUCAAGUCUAUCGUCUCAUCUGGAGACAGGGACGACCGGCAGGCCGGCCGCAGCCUGGUUCAUGUCAAGUUCAUGAAGGUCAAUCGACAAUCGCCCGAGUUCAUGCCUGUAUACGAAGGCGUGGAGACAAACAUAACAGCGGCAGUCUCGACUAUCAACCUCAUUGUGACGAGGAAAACGCUUCUAACUCUGCUAGACUUCAUACUCAUCACGUUUACGGGUGGCAAUGGUGGCCAGGAGCAGACUCAAGAAGCUGUCCCCGAGAUAGAGGUCGUGGAGGAAACCCAGGGCGAGGGCGAUGCCCUGGACGUCGCGAGACAAAAUGCCAACGCGGGGUCCAUCCGAGUCAAGGUUGACCUUAAGAGUAUUCGACUUAUCCUCAACAAUGACGGCAUCAGGCUCGCGACACUUUCAUUCAAUCAGGCUGAUGCUGGAAUUUUUCUGCGCGGAAAGACCAUGCGCAUCUCCGCCAAGCUUGGAGACCUUUCGCUCGUCGAUGACGUGAACCUGGGCGUGUCCGAGGAGUCGAACCUUCGGAAGCUGGUUACGAUUCAGGGCGACGACUUGGCCGAUUUUCGAUAUGAGACGUUCGAUUCAUUGAACCAGAAAGCCUACCCAGGCUACGACAGCUCAAUAUUUCUUCGUGCCGGCUCGGUCAAGAUCAACUUUGUCGAAGAGCCCUUUCGCAAGAUUAUUGACUUCUUGGUCAAAUUUGGCAAGAUGCAAGCGCUGUACAACGCCGCGCGACAAGCCGCCGUUAGUCGAGCCAACCAGAUACAGCAGAGCCCAAGCCGGUUCAAGUUUGACGUCAUCGUCAAGACUCCUAUUGUCGUCUUCCCUCGACUGAUGAUUCCCGGCCGCCCCAAACGUGACCUAGUCACGGCAUACCUGGGUGAAAUUUACGCUCAAAACAAAUUUGCCCCGCUAGACGACAGCAAGGAUGCCGAGGUUGCGAUGAAGAUUUCGGCUGGAAUCAGGAACAUCCGACUGACAUCGGAUCUUCACUACGAAGAGGACAGAUCAGAGGAGCUGGAAAUGAUUGAUCACGUCGAUCUCGGGUUUAAUAUCACCUAUGCGGAGCACAAACCUGGGGUUAAACGUCCGGACACUGAGAUCGAGGGGUCUCUCUCCGAUAUCAAGCUCCGGCUGACGCAGCAUCAGCUCAAGUUCUUGAUGGAAAUCUCCAAGUCUGUACCAGCCGCUUUUGCGGGAGAAGGCGGCAAUACGGACGAGGAGGCCGCCCGACUCGUCGACGAAGACACCCUGCAGCGAGCGAGGACCUUGCCGCCGAAUGACGGAUCUGGGGACCAGCAUCUUGUAGACCUGUCACCAGAACUUGGCACAGUUGAAAACACGUGGACCAAACUUGAUCUCGUGUUUUCCGCAGGGUCUGUGGGAUUGGAACUCAUCAUGGCCAACGAAGACGAGCCAGUCGGCGACUUGGCCGCGUCGAGCCUCUCACGCUUCUCGCUCGACGGGACCAAAGUGAAGACACGGAUGCUCUCUGAUGGGUCGCUCGAGGCUGAGCUCCUCAUCCACUCGUUUACGAUCCAAGACAGCCGCCCACGAGAGUCCAACAAGUUCCGCCGUAUCAUGACUUCCUCCAACAAGGAAGCACAGCAGCUCAUGGCGAGCUUCACCAUGUCCGGCGGAGCGGAGCGUAGCAUCAUUGCAAUGGCCACCAUCGACAGUCCUCGGGUAAUAUUCGCACUGGACUAUCUUUUUGCGUUGCAAAAGUAUGCGACUGAAGGAUUGGCCGUCGAGGGAUCGAGUCCGAUGGAUGACGAGAGUCUGCUCGAGUCUCCGGACGAGUCAGAUGCCGACUCGAUGCAAGUGACGUAUACCGGCGCAAGAUCAGGACCAACAAAGUCACAAACUUCUCGGCAGCGAAGUAAUGCGCAGGAGGAUAACGAAGUAGAGAAGCAGCGCGGUACAGCCUUGAGCAUCGCAUUCCGUAUCAACCUUGUGGACGCUCAGGUCAUCCUGAUUGCCAAUCCAUUGAGCGCGAGCUCCGAAGCGAUUGUGUUGAACAUUCGCCAGAUUCUCCUUUCGCAGCAACACGCCCUUACGUUCCAAAUAUCCGAAGUUGGCAUGUUCUUGUGCCGAAUGGACAAACAAGAGACCUCACGGCUGAGGAUUAUCGACAAUUUUUCAAUUCAAAUGAACAUGGACACGUCGCAGCCGUCUCUGACAAACAUUCACAUCGAUGUGGAGCCCCUUGUUCUCCGGUUGUCCCUCAGAGAUAUUCUUCUCGUUCUCCAGAUCGUCAGUCGGGCUAGCGAGCUGUCUGGUAGAGACUCCAACGAGCCCGGUGAGACGCCCGCGGAACAAAAAGCUCGGCAGCUUCGAAAUGCAAGCAUCAAGAAUAAGUCCCUCAGCGGCCGCGGCCAGUCGACCAUCGCAAAAACCAAGGGAACACGGACCAUCGCAACCAAUAAUCCCCAGACUGCUGUCCAGAGCCAGCCCCCGGCCCCUGCCAGACACGAAGAGCUGACCGCCACGAUAGAAGGUGUGCGGGUCGUCCUGAUUGGUGAUGUGCAUGAGCUGCCCAUCCUCGAUAUAGGUGUUAAGGAGUUCACUGCCACCGCAGAAAACUGGUCGUCCAACCUUAAGGCUGAGGCUGCAAUCGAACUGUACUCCAGCGUGUACAACUUUUCGAAGUCGAGCUGGGAGCCGCUAGUUGAACCGUGGCAAGUUGGACUUGGCGUCGCCAAGGAGCCUACGUCGGGCCUCUUGUCUGUUGAUGUCGCAUCGAAGAAGACUUUCGAUAUCACGGUCACGACCGCGACAAUAGCGCUCGCCUCCAAGUCGCUAGACUUCCUGACCACAGAACAGGAUGUGCUCGACAAGCCACGUGGGGUCGAGGCGCCAUACCGAAUCAGAAAUUACACAGGCUUCGGAGUCAUGCUUCACUCUAAGAGCCCAACAAGCGAAGAACCACUAUGUCUGUCUCUCGACGACGGGCAAGAUGCCCCUUGGAGCUUCGAGCAUUGGGAGAAGAUGCGAGAGAAUCUCCUUACCGAGUCUAGCCAGAAUGAUGUGACUCUCAGGUUGGAGGGCAGCGGGUUCGACCCUAUCAAGAAUGUGAGAAUCAAUCGCGAGGGCGAGUUUCUGUACAACCUUCGACCAAAGACAGACAACGUCACACAUCGAAUCUGCGUCGAAGUAAGCCUGGGCACCGAUAAUGUCAAAUACGUCACCGUGCGAUCGCCUCUGGUAGUCGAGAACGACACACAGAUUCCAGUCGAGCUGGGCGUCUACGAUGCUCAAGAAGGCCACUUGCUCAAGAUUGAGAAGAUUGCGCCGGGCGACGCCCGCCCCGCACCCGUCGGCGCUGUGUACGAGAAGCGUGCGCUCGUGAGGCCCGACAGUGGCUUUGGAUAUCAGUGGAGCAGAGACCAGCUUUGGUGGCGAGACCUACUCAAGCGCCCGACGAAGCAACUGGUGUGCCAAGGCGAGAACGGCGACCCAUUCUACUUCCAGGUCCACGCUGAGUAUGACAAGUCCAAUCCCAUGUCCAAGGUCUAUCCUUGCAUGAAGGUUAAGCUAUCCGCACCCAUCACACUCGAGAACCUAUUGCCCUAUGACUUCAAAUACAGGAUAUACGACAAGAACACGAAGAAAGACUGGUCCAACUUUCUGCGGAAGGGAGGGGUCAGUCCCGUCCACGUGGUUGAGCUCUCUCACCUGCUCUUGUUGAGCAUCGACAUGCAAGAUACUGUGUUCAAGGCUAGCGAUUUCUCCAUUAUCAACUCUGGUGGCGCCGAGGACUUCAAAAAGGAAGGUCGCAUCAUCGUGAAGGACGACCAAGGACUCCCACUGAACUUGGGUCUCCACUACUUUAAGAUUCCCAACAGCGGAGGUGCCUUCAAGGUCACCGUCUAUAGUCCCUACGUUAUCCUCAACAAGACCGGGCUCGACUUGCGCAUCCGCGGGAAGAGCUUCCUGCAGCAGGCGAAACCAGCAGCGGGACAAUUCCCACUCGUGGAUACCUCGGAUCAGGAUCGGCCCAAGGCUUUGCCGUUCAUGUUCUCGUACGGAAACGAUGACAAUCGCAACCGGGCACUCCUCAAAGUCGACGAAUCGGAGUGGAGCAAGCCUCAGAGCUUCGACGCUAUUGGCAGCACGGCUGAGGUCAUUCUCCCUUCGUCCUCGAAGCAGAAGGAAAUCCACCUCGGGAUCACGGUCAAUGCCGGAGAGGGCAAGUAUAAGAUGACAAAGGUCGUCACGCUUGCUCCUCGAUUCGUCCUCGAGAACAAGUUGGGAGAGGAGGUGUUUGUUCGAGAAUCUAGUUCGUCUGGCUACAUGACUCUCAAGCCUGGCGCGCUGCAGCCCCUCCACUUCAUGCAAAAGUCGCAGGUCAAGCAGCUUUGCCUUUGCUAUCCCGGCGUGGACAACCACUGGACCUCGCCUUUCAACAUUGCCGACAUUGGAACCACACAUGUGAAGAUCGCAAAGGCGGGUCAGCGACAGCGUCUAGUCAGAGUUGAGAUCCUCCUCGAAGAUUCCACCAUUUUCCUCCACCUCAGCAUGGAGACCAAGAAUUGGCCGUUCUCCAUGCGCAAUGAGAGUGACGUCGAAUUCACCUUCUUCCAAGCCAAUCCCAACGUGGAGGACGACGAUGUCGAGGACCGAAGCGGUUGGAAACCUAUCCGAUAUCGCCUGCCCCCGCGAAGCAUCAUGCCCUACGCUUGGGACUUCCCUGCGGCCAAAUUCCGAGAGAUUGUCAUCAUGACGAACCAUAAGGAACGACAUGUGAAGCUGGCAGAGAUUGGCAACCAAAUACCGAUGAAGUUCGUGACGCCGGACGGGAAUCAGAAGAUCAUUGAUAUCAACGUCGCCGCAGAUGGGCCGACACAAACCCUCAUCCUCAGCAACUUUCGCGCGAGUCGCAGCAUGUACAAGCCAAAGGCCCUGUCCCGGACUAACACGGGCCCGGAGGCAUUCGAAGUGAAGGACCAGGAUACUGGCGCGACGUUCCGAGCCCAGCUUAAGCUGUCUGGCGUGGGCAUCUCGCUGAUCAACGCACAGCUGAAGGAGCUUGCGUACGUCACCUUUAGAGACGUGCAGUUCCGCUACAGCGACUCGCCGCUGAUACAGACGGUGUCGCUUGCCGUCAAAUGGAUGCAGAUCGACAAUCAGCUCUACGGUGGCAUCUUCCCCAUGAUUCUGUACCCCAGCGUCGUCCCAAAGAAGGCCAACGAGGUCGACGCCCAUCCUUCGCUGCACGCGAUGGUGAGCCGAGUGAAGGACGACUCGUAUGGAGUACUAUACAUCAAGUACGCCACGAUUCUGCUCCAGCAGAUGACCAUUGACCUGGACGAGGACUUCGUUUUCGCCCUCUUGGACUUUUCCAAUGUUCCCGGAGCCAGUUGGACUGCCGUGGACGAAGAGGGCAAGCUGUGCGACGCAGACUUGGACAUUCCUGAGCCGUCUCAACAGCAGUCUGGUCAAGACAUCUAUUUUGAGGUGCUCAAUAUUCAGCCGAUGCAGCUCGACCUGAGCUUUAUGCGGACUGAGCGUGUCAACGCUGAAGACAAGACCACGACAAGAAACCCCGUCAUGUUUUUCCUGAACGUCAUGACCAUGGCCAUCGGCAAUGUCAACGACGCUCCCAUUCGUUUCAACGCCCUGUUGCUGGACAACGUGCGGGUAUCGACGCCUGUCCUCAUACAAAACAUUUCUAACCACUAUAGCCAGGAGGUCAUGUACCAGAUCCACAAGAUUUUGGGGUCUGCCGACUUCCUUGGCAACCCGGUGGGGUUGUUCAACAAUAUCUCCUCCGGAGUGACAGACAUCUUCUACGAGCCGUACCAGGGACUGAUCCUCUCAGACAAGCCGGAGGAGUUCGGUCUGGGCAUCGCAAAAGGCGCGGCAUCGUUUGCGAAGAAGACGGUGUUUGGCUUCAGCGAUAGCUUCUCCAAGUUUACUGGUAGCUUGAGCAAGGGUCUGGCGGCCGCGUCUCUCGACAAGCAAUUCCAAGACAGGCGACGCAUUACGAGGGCACGAAACCGUCCGAAGCACGCUUUGUACGGUGUUGCCGCCGGGGCAAAUUCGUUCUUCACGAGCGUGGCUUCCGGCGUUGGUGGGCUGGCGCGAAAGCCGCUCGAGGGUGCCGAACAGGAGGGUGCGUUCGGCUUCUUCAAGGGCGUCGGCAAAGGCGUGCUAGGACUUGCGACGAAGCCGGCCGUCGGCGUGUUGGACAUGGCAAGUAACGUCAGCGAAGGCAUUCGCAAUACCACGACGGUCUUUGAUGGUUUCGAGCUCGACCGUACCCGUUACCCGAGGUUCAUUUCGAACGACGGCAUCGUCCGGCCGUAUAACCCCCGCGAGGCGCUGGGGCAGUAUUGGCUCAAGCAAGUCGACAACGGCAAGUAUUUCAACGAGCAGUACAUCGGCCACCUCGAACUCCCGAAGGAAGAUAUGGUUGUCAUGAUCACCUUUGCUCGGAUCCUACUUAUCAGGUCGAGGCGUCUCACCAGCGAAUGGGACAUUCCGCUCAAAGACUUGCAGACUAUUGCCAAGGAGCGCACCGGCGUGAGCCUAGUACUGAGGGGCGGUGCCAAUGGGCCCUUCAUUCCGAUAGGGGGCGGCAGCGAGAGGAGUUUCUUGUACAAGAUGAUUGGAGUUGCGGUGGAAGAAUUCAACCGGCGUUUCAGGGGCGGAGAGUAGUGGCCUCGCCGCUGUAUGGGUAGGUGAUGCUACGCGCGCUGUGCAAACCUGGCGUGGUACUUGGUUUCAAGCGGGGGGACAUAACCUUAUAUGGGUCAUUUGAUGACAGUAUGGCAUGAACAUUGAGCCGCCUCGUCAUGGCCCUUUUCGGGGCGCCGGUGAGCAAGAUAGACGUCGCCGGUUUCCGCUGUUUGCAACGCGGAAACACAGGCAUUCUUUUGCGCAUACAUAGUCUCCCUUUCUGUUCGUAUACAGCCACUCUUACCUAGCAACGAUGACGAUAUGAUCGAC
Molecule: messenger RNA, 10357 nt
Organism: Purpureocillium takamizusanense
Lineage: Eukaryota; Fungi; Ascomycota; Sordariomycetes; Hypocreales; Ophiocordycipitaceae
Gene: VPS13
Product: Vacuolar protein sorting-associated protein 13
Exons: 2
Coding region: 449-10066 (3205 amino acids)
Biological process (GO): mitochondrion organization; protein retention in Golgi apparatus; protein targeting to vacuole
Cellular component (GO): extrinsic component of membrane
Source: RefSeq, a predicted model, not a curated record